Molecule: messenger RNA, 1048 nt
Organism: Dipodomys ordii (Ord's kangaroo rat)
Lineage: Eukaryota; Metazoa; Chordata; Mammalia; Rodentia; Heteromyidae
Product: olfactory receptor 52B4
Exons: 2
Coding region: 1-945 (314 amino acids)
Biological process (GO): G protein-coupled receptor signaling pathway
Cellular component (GO): membrane
Molecular function (GO): olfactory receptor activity; G protein-coupled receptor activity
Source: RefSeq, a predicted model, not a curated record
AUGACUACUUUAAAUCGCACUGGAAUUAGCCACCCAGUCUUCCGGUUGCUAGGCAUCCCUGGCUUAGAGGACCAGCACAUCUGGAUUUCCAUCCCCUUCUUCAUUUCCUAUGUCACUGCUCUGUUUGGGAAUGGCUUACUCAUCUUUACUAUCCUCACCAAGCGAAGUCUCCAUGGACCCAUGUACCUCUUCCUCUGCAUGCUGGCGGGAGCAGACAUUGUGCUCUCCACAACCACAGUGCCACAAGCUUUGGCCAUCUUCUGGUUCCGUGCUGGGGAGAUCUCUCUGGAUCUCUGCAUCACUCAGCUCUUCUUCCUCCAUUCCACUUUUGUCUCUGAGUCAGGGAUCUUGUUGGUGAUGGCAUUUGACCGCUACAUUGCUAUAUGCUACCCGCUGAGGUACACCACUAUUCUUACAAACUCCUUCAUUGGAAAAGUUGGUGUGACGAUCUUUCUGAGGAGUUACGGUACCAUUUUCCCUAUAAUAUUUUUAGCGAGGAGACUGACAUUCUGCAAAAGUACUACCCUCCCAAACACGGGUUGUAAGCACAUCGUCCUGGCUCAUGCUUCCUGUGAUGACAUCCGCAUAAACAUCUGGUAUGGGUUCUUUGUCCUCAUGUCAACAGUGGUCUUAGAUAUUGUGCUAGUUUUUAUCUCCUAUGUGCUUAUUCUCCGUACUGUCUUCCGCAUGCCAUCCCAAGAUGCCCGCCACAAAGCUCUUAAUACUUGUGGCUCUCACGUCUGCGUCAUCAUCCUUUUUUACGGGCCUGGCAUUUUCACCACCCUUACUCAGAGAUUUGGACGCCACAUCACACCCCAUGUUCACGUCCUCUUGGCUGAUGUCUGCAUUCUGUUUCCACCUAUGCUCAAUCCCAUCAUUUAUGGGGUCAAGACCAAACAGAUCCGGGACCAGGUGGCUCAUAUGUUGUUUCUAAAGGCGAAGUGAGUGCUGUUGGGCGCUGGCAUUCUUUUUGUCUGAGCCAUUUUCUCCGUGUCUGAGAUAGGAUUUUUGUACUUUUUGUCUGGGACAUCUUGGCCUUCCAUCUUCC